This is a messenger RNA of Guillardia theta CCMP2712, 1077 nucleotides long. RefSeq lists its product as hypothetical. NCBI's taxonomy places the organism in Eukaryota, Cryptophyceae, Pyrenomonadales, Geminigeraceae. The transcript has a single exon. The coding region runs from base 1 to 1077 and encodes 358 amino acids. The record is from RefSeq and is a predicted model, not a curated record.
AUGAUGCGAUUCUCCUGGAGAAUCCAGAUCUGGUACAUUCUUGCCCUGAUUGCGAUGUUGGUGGAGCGCAAUGCUGCAAACACUCUGCUCCUGUCUUAUCGCAGAGGCGGAUCUUCGGAGGGAUCGACAACAGGAAGGUCUCCUACCAUCGUCGCUCUUCUACGUAGGCCAUUCUCGAGUUGGUGCAUCCGCCAUGGGAGGACGAUCCCGUAUGACACUUUCAGAGAAACUCUUGGCCGAUAUCUCUCCGUCAAUGCCUCCAGGGUGUCAGUUGACAAGAUCUGCAAUGACGAUGCCAGCUUCUGCUUGAGCGAGCAAGCACGGUGCGGGGAGAACUCGAGCUACCUGCCCGUCGCCUCGGAAGUUGGGAAGGUCAUCUCUGAGGAUGGGAACUGGGAUCCUCUCACCAUGUGGGUAACCUUCACUCUGCCUGAAAGCGUCUACACCAAGUUCUGUUCUUGGGUGGUGGAGCGACCGGUCCAGGUUCACGCUGCCAGCAUUGAGCUGGUAGAGAUUUCUCCCUCAAAUGGCAACGCAACUGCAUGUUCGGGUGAGGUUGCAGCGAAGUGUCCGUGGGGUUUCACUUGCAGCAUGAGAGUGGAAGUCAACAUGAGACCUCCGAUCUGCCGCGCUGAAGUCGGGGACCUCGCGAACUCGAAUGUGUUACCGGUUUACAUCUUCAUUGCGUUCAUAACCAUUUUUGCGACCAUCUUCAUUCUCGUGCGCCAUGCUCAUUCAGCCCAAGUGAGGGAGAACAAGAGAGGUCAGCUGCGGGAAUACGACGAAAGCUUGCUGCGACCUACAGAUUCUGCCUCGUUCCUGGAAGCCAAUCUCCAUCAGUAUCACGCUGGGAGCACCACCUCGGAGCAGCCAGGAGAGGAGCAUCAACCAAUCCCUCAUCCUGACCGCAUUCAAGUAGCUCGGACACCCGUCAACUCCUCCUUGCUUUCCUCACGCUCAGCGCAGGUGCUCCUGGACCAGCUCGACAUGGUGCUGUUCCGGUACAACUUAAGGAGGCGGGACGAUGAGAGGGACGAGAUGACGGCGAGUCCUGUUGCAUGCUUGUGUGUUGAGUGA